This is a messenger RNA of Monascus purpureus, 1503 nucleotides long. The record is from the annotation of a GenBank genome assembly. Lineage: Eukaryota; Fungi; Ascomycota; Eurotiomycetes; Eurotiales; Aspergillaceae.
AUGCUUAGUCACGGGGCGCGUAACAGGUUCCGUGACUCGUCGAUGUCGAGAGGAUAUAAACGUACGUCCCGAGGCCGUCCCCCACGCUCUCUGAAAUCAACUGUUCAGUGUCUCUCGGAGUUUUGGAAAGAGACCCCGUCACAAUCUUCCAUCCCUAAGACAUUCCGCUCGGCAACUCUUGGACAGCGCAUCUCCGUCGCAGCCAUGAUUAUCUCGCCUCCUCCCACGCCGUCGAGGGCCUUCAGAGAUGACGAGCGGAGAUUUAAAACUAUUACAUUACCGUGUGAGUGGGUAGAGGAUUACCGCCCAGGUGGUUACCAUCCCGUCGUUCUCGGCGAUGUCUUCAACAACGGUCAGUACAAGGUUAUCCGGAAGCUCGGCGAGGGCUCCUACUCAACGGUUUGGCUCGCCCGUGACCUGAAUGAAUAUGUCGCCUUGAAGAUUCUUGUGUCGGAAAUCUCGGGAUUGACGACCGAACUACAAAUUUUACGCCACCUCACCGAAAUCGCACCAACAGAAGUGGCCCGGCAUGUCACGCGACUGCUAGGCGAGUUCGACCAUCGCGGCCCCAAUGGCGUCCACAGAUGCCUGGUAUUUGAGCCUAUGGGUCCGAGUGUGAAUACUAUGGUCGAGGAGCUGCCGCAGUUUAAACCUCGCAGGCGAGGAAUGAAGAUCCGCUAUCCGCUUCGGAUGGCAAAGAGCAUCCUCAAGCAGUCCUUGCAGGCUCUUGCAUUUCUCCACGAAAAUGGGGUCGCCCAUGGAGACUUCCAACCGGGAAAUAUACUCUUUACUCUAAACGAUGUUGACUCGACGCCUGAGGACAUGCUCCGGCAGGAGAAAGAUGUACAAGCCCGGUCGAUAUCCUUCCCGGUAGAGAGGCUAGAUGGUAAAGAAGAUAAAUGGGCUCCUCGAUAUCUUUGCGUUGCACAGCCGUUGGUGCCCUUCACCCGCUACACCGAAGGUUUCAAGGUUAAAUUAUCCGAUAUGGGCGGUGCAUAUUUCUUCACCGAUCCGCCAACAAAGCCCGUUACUCCGCUCAGUCUUCGAGCUCCUGAAUCGAUUCUUACCGGAGCCAUUAACAAUACUUUUGAUGUCUGGAGUUUCGGCUGCCUUGUCUUUGAGCUUAUCACCGGACAGCCACUCUUCUGUAUACCGGGGUCCGAGUAUGAAAUUGAUGAUCAUCUUCUCUCCCUUACCGCCCGGCUCGGCGCCCUCCCCGACGAGCUUUUCAGGCAUUGGAAGACGUCGUCGCUCUACUUUACGCCCGAGAGGAAGCUCUUUAAUUGUAAGCUCGGAGGAGUCGCCCCGGAGGAGGAACCGCUUAUGGUAGAGCAGACGUCCAUGGAAGAAUUAUUCGAUCGGUCAGAGCCGGACCUUGAUGACGAGGAAGCCUACGAAGUAAAAGCGCUGAUUCGAUUGAUUUUGCAAUAUGAUCCCACGAAGAGACCUUCGCCAGCGCAAAUCUUGUCUAAUCCAUGGUUCUGGAAGAUUGAGAGCGACUAA